GCAGGGAGCAAGUAGUGAUAAUUUAUCUAUAAAUCAGACGCAGUCAUGGCAUCGGGAAUUCCAGAACGGCUAAUCAUUGGACCGAAGGAAGGAAUUUCGUAUCCUCUAAGCGUACAGUAUUGCGGCAACUGUUCCAUGCCACUGGAGUACUGCGAAUACUAUCCAGAUAGCGAAAAAUGCAAACAGUGGCUAGAAAGGAAUCUACCAGACGAAUUCGAGCGAAUGAAGGUGGGGGCUGUGAGCACUGGAGACGGAAGUAACACUGUAGCUAGUUCUGCUACCGGUGCCACAGCCGAGCCUGCCGAUGCAGACGAAGAGAAAAAACGCCAAAAACGUGGUGGUAAAGGCAUCCUGAAGACCAAAAAGGCCAAGGACGAUACCCCUAAAAAGGUGUGUCUGUCGAGGUCGGCGAGAGGCAAAAGGAAGUCCGUAACCGUUGUGACCGGUUUGGCUACGUUCGAUAUUGAUCUGAAGCUAGCAGCCAAGUUCUUCGGUACCAAAUUUGCGUGUGGUUCGUCUGUUACCGGAGAUGAUGAGAUCGUAAUUCAGGGUGAUGUUAAAGAUGAACUUUUCGAUAUCAUCCCGGAAAAAUGGCCCGAAAUCGAUGAGGAUUCUAUUGAUGAUCUCGGUGACCAGAAGCGUUAAAACUCCGCCGAGGGACUGUCAAUCUCGCGACAAACAUAUUCGUUGGGUGUGAUAAUA
Molecule: messenger RNA, 702 nt
Organism: Anopheles nili
Lineage: Eukaryota; Metazoa; Arthropoda; Insecta; Diptera; Culicidae
Gene: DENR
Product: density-regulated protein homolog
Exons: 2
Coding region: 46-645 (199 amino acids)
Biological process (GO): formation of translation preinitiation complex; translation reinitiation
Molecular function (GO): translation initiation factor activity; mRNA binding
Source: RefSeq, a predicted model, not a curated record